Molecule: messenger RNA, 525 nt
Organism: Tricharina praecox
Lineage: Eukaryota; Fungi; Ascomycota; Pezizomycetes; Pezizales; Pyronemataceae
Exons: 5
Coding region: 1-525 (174 amino acids)
Source: RefSeq, a predicted model, not a curated record
AUGCUUCCCCAAUUCAUCAUCGUUGCCCUCGCCGCCACCAUGGCCGCUGCACAGACCUCUUCCGUCGGGGCUCCCGCCGGGGCUCCCUCUGGCAUCCCUCAAAUCCCGCAAUGUCUGAAGGACUGCUUCCUCCCGGCUAUCAAGGAGACCAACUGCACCAUGGCCGAAGGCCCCAGCUGUCUGUGCAAUGACGAAGUGUUCACUGCGUCGAUGAAGGAGUGUGUGCCCACCAGCUGCAAGGACUCGCCCGACGUCGUCAAGAAGGCUGAGGAAAUGGCGAUCAAGGGUUGUGCCAACCUGAAGGACUGCUUCCUCCCGGCGAUCAAGGAGACCAACUGCACCAUGGCCGAAGGCCCCAGCUGUCUGUGCAAUGACGAGGAGUUCAAGGCGGCGAUGAAGGAGUGUGUGCCCACCAGCUGCAAGGACGAGCCCGAGGUCGCCAAGACUGCGGAGGAAAUGGCCAUCAAGGGAUGUGCCAAGUACACUGCUGUCCCUUCUGCGGACGCCAAGGCUUCUAUGUGGUAA